AUGUCAAUCUUGUCAAAGAGAGGUGCUGGUGGCAUGACAAUGGGUGGACAAUCUCCAAUCACUCUCAAACCAUCAUCUCGUGCAAGAAAAGACUCGUUGUUCAAGAAGUCUAUAUCAUCGAAGGAGCAGAAGAGGCAGCAAGAAAAUGACGACAUUGAGGAUGAUAAUCAACAGUUGUUGUUGUCAGAGAACUUGCAACGUCAAGAGUCAGAGCUUAGUGGAAAAUCACCUACAGUUCCAAAGUCAGCUGUGGAACAGCACAAGGAUAAAGAAGGCGAGCAAUUGAGCCUAAUGGACUCGACAAUGCAAACAAUGAUUGGCAACACAGAGAAUGAGGAACUAAUGUACAGACUAAUGAUUGAUGAACUCAAUACCGAAAGAAAGCAUGACGAACGUAUACAUGAGCUGAUAGUAGAGCUUCCAGAGUGGCAAGAUUAUAACAACGAAGUACUUAGGACUCUAAGACAGAUAGAGAUUGAUUUCCAUGCAUAUCAAGGACCGUCUUCGUGGAUAUCCUACGACCAUUUUGAACAGAGGAGAAUAAGAGAGGUUGAAGAUAUAAGGAGGAAACACUACAAACGAGUUUCAAAUGCUGUAGAGGAGCGUAUGAAAUUGUUUGACAAAGAGAUGGACAACGACUGGCGAAACGAUAUCGAUGAGUUCAUGGCAGAGCAUAACUUGACAGAGCAAGAGUUGAGAAACGAUCCAGAGUUUGCCCCAAUAUUCAGAACAUUCGAUGGCAACCAGGAAGGAGAAGUAGACGAGUUUGACCAAGAUGAGAUCAACGAGAAGCUGGACGAAUUGGCACAUGACAAGGACGAGUUUGACAUGGAGCUUGGCGAGGCUUUGGGCGACGAGAGUCACCUACUUGAAGCCUCAGACAUCCCAGAGGAAGCCAGAGUAUUGUUCCACAAGGUGACCAAGACUCAAUAUAAGCGCAAAGACCUAAAGAUGGAACAUGAGUUCUCAAUGGAGCCAACAGGGUUGAAAUCAAAGUCAGCCAGUCGGGAUGAUGGUGAUUUCAACCUUAAAGAUAUAUUGAACAACAUGGAUAAAUAA
Molecule: messenger RNA, 1059 nt
Organism: Acytostelium subglobosum LB1
Lineage: Eukaryota; Evosea; Eumycetozoa; Acytosteliales; Acytosteliaceae
Exons: 3
Coding region: 1-1059 (352 amino acids)
Source: RefSeq, a predicted model, not a curated record